This is a messenger RNA of Trachymyrmex cornetzi, 3251 nucleotides long. RefSeq lists its product as uncharacterized. The coding region runs from base 1662 to 3089 and encodes 475 amino acids. NCBI's taxonomy places the organism in Eukaryota, Metazoa, Arthropoda, Insecta, Hymenoptera, Formicidae. The transcript has 9 exons. The record is from RefSeq and is a predicted model, not a curated record.
UAAGAUACUAUCGGAACUGCACACGAGAGCAAUUACUUCGCGAAUUGUGAAUUAGGCAGGCACCGCGUAGCGACUCCCACGUGUCUCGUGUCUCUAGUUGCGGCGCGUCGCGGGGGGCCACGGUUUCCUCGACCCUGAGGAGCGUCGCGACGCCUCGUGCACGUCUCAGUGCAAGAGUGCCGUUCACCAGGAGUGCGCCUUCGGAGUCUCCACUCGUUCUGCCCCGUUCCUUACACCCUAUCUCUUCUCCGCGCUCUUCAAAGAGAGAAACGCGAUAGCACGCGCUUUCAACACCGCGAGUGCGUUUUCAGAACUGUACCCACCCUCGACUCCAACUAGCAUCGCAAAGGCAAUCGCGCUAUCGAGCUGGCACCGCAUGUCUAGAUCAAGCGCAAGCCCGGACAAGCAGAGAUAAUAACCUUCGUGGAGGGACCUUGACGUAUCACCGUCACGACACACAUCGCGUUACACAGUGAAUAUUUCAAUACAGUAUCGAUCUACCGCGUGUAAAAUACGUGUGUGUCGUGAGUGUCUGUGCUCUGCUCUCAAAUCCCGUGUUGUCGUCGUGUUUUCUCUGUAGAAAAAGCCUUCCUUUCAUCUCGCGCUAUGUAUAUUGGUAUACCAUUAUACGCGCUGUCAUCCUGUCACCCUGUGAAUCCGCCUGUCACGAUAGAGUGCGUGCGUCCGUGUCACGCGUGUGAAUAUUCCAACGUAUUAUCGAUCUACGCGGAACACGUGUUCCCUUUUAAUCAACUGUGAGUUUUAUGUCGAUGUUGUCUCGCUCGUAAUGGCAUUCCGACAGCGAUGAUAGACGACCAUCUCGCCCUUGUACAUAUUAUCGCGAAGACAGCUGCUCGCUUGCUUCCUUCGUGUAAAACUUGGAAAUUUGCAUGGGGUUUGACCGACUGCUUCCUUCAGUAGUCGCAGCCGUUAAUGAUUGGUCAAGAUAGUGUGACUAUCGAAAUUUUCCACACUUUAUGACAGUAAUGAUACAGCGCUUUAGUGUAAAUCCAGGGAUAAAUCUUGAUCUCGGCACUUGUUUUACUACCAAGAAAAGUUGAAUUUUCUCCACGAUCAACUACGUGAGUGCUUUAGAACUACACGGCAGCAGGAAGUCGGUAAAAGUUAAGUGCACCGACCAUUCGCUGCCGGGGUUCACUGUCAGUGCCAUCGCACGAGCAGUUUAAAUCCCAAUCCCAAUGUCGUCCGACGUUGCACCACGUCGGUUUCUUCUGUGUUUGAGCGCGACAUCAUAUGCCCAAGUUGGCGUUUGUAACGUGUCAAGAUUGUUGUACUCGUAGUAUAUUUCGCCAUGAGUUAACGAAUCAGUGUGUCCAAAAUCGUAUAAAAAAAAAAAGGAAAAGAAAAAGAAAAAACUCUUAUCGGAGAAAUCACAAAGUCUAAUAUGAAAUCGUUUAACGAGACUUAGGAAAGGAUUUAAAAAAAAACGCUAAAACACCCUCGUAUCCUCUUGUGAUUGUCGCGCACCGCCACCACCACCACUGCCUCUCUUCCACGCGUAUUCUCGAGCACUCGUCGAAUCGACCGAGCGUAUCGAAUGGUCGAGUAGAAGUUAAAAAAAAAGCCGAGAAAAAAUAACACACAUACACACCACGAGAAAUACGCCGACAGCGACCUGAGAUCGUGUACCGAAGUCAGUCAUGAAUCUUAUGUUCCGCAAGAACUUCGGCGAGAAGGGACUCGGUGGUGGCGGACUAGGUGGAGGAGGACUUGGGGAAGUUCGGCCUGUCCUGAGCACCACUACUUACGGGACCAGCGGGGCCUCAUUCGGCCAGAUAGGAUCGCGUUUUGGCGCUACGCGCGGUGGUAUCGGCCAGUCAGUGGUCAGUAGCGUACGUGGACCUGUACGACGCAGCCGGGAAUUCGGAAACUUUCCGUCAAUGGGCGAUCACGAGCACCAGGCACAUGGCUAUCGUACUCACUUAUUCCUAUCGCCGCCUGCAGGUGGGGCACUCGGUUCACCGCCUGAAGAACCGGGCGAGCGACUGGGUCCGCCGCCACGUCGUAAUUCGGGCCCCCAUGUGAUUAAAUGGGGUGGCGGUGGGUCUGUCAAUUCCACACAGGGCGGUCAGAUCGGCAAUCAAGCCAGAAGAAAGCAAAAUCAGAUCGGUCAACAGAAAGAAUCUUCCGACCCACCAAGUCCGACUGCGUCUAGGCAGGUAUCCUUUAGCGGAAACCGUACUUCCGGUACCUACACACCUCUCGUGGUUUCUGGAAACAGCCCGCCACGAGGCGAACCAAUCUCUUUGGCCACUUUGGACCGUGACUGCUUUAUUAUACCUCUCGCUUCUCUCGAACGUUUUUUACCAGCCGGUGUACCACAUGCCCCUGUCGCUGAUAAGAAGAGACCGGGGAGUCCUCUGUCGGUUCUUGAGGUUGAGGACCCGAAGCAAUGUGUUCUCGCGCAUUUCAUGACGCCACUGGAACCUCUGGACCCGCUAAUGGAAUCUCCAGUGUCUCGUCCAUUAGUCCUACAACGCGACACCGCCGCGGAACUAGUCGCCGAGAUAGCACCCUCUGCCUCGCAAAGUAUUUUACUUACAAACAUGGAGAAAAACACGGAUUUCCCGUUCAUCACGUAUUAUCUAAUAAACAAGCAGAGCACAGACCCCAUAGAUUUUUACAACGAAGUGCAAUGCGCGGCUCUACGUAAGUUCGAUCCUCGAGAUCUCAGAUACGCUGCCAGUCACACGUUAGAUCUGUUCAACGAGGUAGCGACCAUCGCGAGACCACCGCUCGAACCACCCGGUGGAAGACCGCCUAUUCCAUCCACCGGCUACAUAGUGUCGAUUUUUAAAGUUUUCGAGGGUGAUGACGGUCUCAAAUUCGAACAAAACUGGCUCUAUUGGACAGGCGCGCGGAUGAUGUAUCGAUACUUGCCAAAAUCUGUGGGUCUCAGACGUAUUACUUUGCACAAAUCGAUGUCACAAGGCGACAAGAUGUAUCUGUUAAUCUGCGAGUGUUCGCAGCUGCAAGACAAUCUAUCUGCUGCGGCAAUACUUCUACCGGCACUUCGUGCACGUCUGUGCGGAUACACCGGACUUUACAGACCCUCCGAAUAUAAUUAAUACUAUAACGGGAGAAAAGACGCGAUACCGAUUUGCAGGAACUGAGGAUAUGUCGUCGCAAAUGUCGUUAACGAACGAGACACUGUGAUUUCUACUAUUAUCGUACUACUUAUUAUAAGGAGCGCAACUUCGUAUACGCUUUAGACGAGUCUCGUUGAUAAU